Messenger RNA from Plasmodium reichenowi, 813 nucleotides. RefSeq names its product proteasome subunit beta type-7, putative. Gene Ontology annotation, cellular component: proteasome core complex. Gene Ontology annotation, molecular function: threonine-type endopeptidase activity. The coding region runs from base 1 to 813 and encodes 270 amino acids. The transcript has a single exon. The record is from RefSeq and is a predicted model, not a curated record. NCBI's taxonomy places the organism in Eukaryota, Apicomplexa, Aconoidasida, Haemosporida, Plasmodiidae.
AUGAAACUCGAAUAUAUAAAUAUACUCAAAGAAGAAAACGGAGGAUAUAAUUUUGAUAACUUAAAAAGAAAUGAAAUAUUAAAAGAAAAGGGAGUAAAGUUUCCACAAUUUCGAAAAACAGGAACAACAAUCUGUGGAUUGGUUUGCCAAAAUGCAGUUAUUUUGGGUGCCGAUACAAGAGCUACGGAAGGACCAAUAGUAGCUGAUAAAAAUUGUAGUAAAUUACAUUAUAUAAGUAAAAAUAUAUGGUGUGCAGGUGCAGGUGUAGCAGGAGAUUUAGAACAUACAACUUUAUGGUUACAACAUAAUGUCGAAUUACAUCGUUUAAAUACAAAUACACAACCAAGAGUAUCCAUGUGUGUAUCAAGAUUAACUCAAGAAUUAUUUAAAUAUCAAGGAUAUAAAGUAUGUGCAAUAGUAUUAGGUGGAGUAGAUGUUAAUGGACCACAAUUAUAUGGGAUACAUCCCCAUGGUUCAUCUUGUUUAUUACCAUUUACAGCUUUAGGUUCAGGAUCUUUAAAUGCUAUGGCAGUAUUAGAAGCAAAAUAUAGAGACAAUAUGACAAUAGAAGAAGGAAAAAAUCUAGUAUGUGAAGCUAUAUGUGCAGGUAUUUUUAAUGAUUUAGGUUCUGGUGGUAAUGUAGAUAUAUGUGUUAUUACAAAAGAUAGUUAUCAACAUAUAAGACCUUAUAAAGAACCAAACAUGCGAUUAUAUCACUUACCUCAUCCAACUAUUUAUCCAAAAGGAACCACACCUAUUUUAUCUGAAAAAAUUGAAUAUAUUAAAAAAUUUAUAUCUGUAGAAGAUGCAUAA